GCAUUUGAGGCGGGUAUCCAGAACUGCCCCGGGGCCGGCUUGUUCCUGGAGCGAACAAAGCCUAGGGAGCUGAUUGCCUUAGUUUGUGGCCAUUCGCUUUUGUUUGGGUCUAAUGGUCUUAUUGUCUAAGGGUGGCUGCAGUUUCCCCGGUGUCUGGCAGGUAGUGUCUCUAGCAGGUUAAUUUUCCUGCACGGAGACAAAUACUUGGAGGUGGUAUGAGCCUGUCGUCACUCAGGUGUGUGCUCUGCCCCAACCCCUUAGCUCUGCUUGGGUGUUCAUCGAUCUGCUCCUACUGAUUGUAACGGGCAAUCUCUUGCUAGGUCAGUAGAGCCUUUUUUUUUUUGGCCUUUUUUUUUUGUGUGGGGGUGGCCUGAUCUGAAUAUACAGCCCCCUGCUGUCCUUGCUGUUUUAUAACGACCUUUUCAUUGUUCUGCGCCUAUCCGGGUCUGCCUGCUCCAUCGAGGGUGACUUUUUUUCUUUAAAAAAAAAAGUCUAAUCUAUGGUACAUCUCCAGGCCACUUCGUUUGUUUUAUCGGGGCCCUGCCUUGGCUCUUUCUUCUGGUUGGACGUGAGGAAACAACCUCCUGUUGGGUAAAAUAUACCUUGAUAUUGCACUGUUCUUAUGUGAAUGGGCCACACCCUUUUUUCCUUAAAGGGCCUCUGCACUAGGCUGCCAUGUGCUGCUCUGUCUCUGGCAGGCUGAGUGGGUCGGUGGGCAUAGGGUUGUAAUCCACCAAUUUCCCAAGUGCAGACUGGGAUGCCGGGGGGGAGAACGGGGGGCAGAGGCGCUGCUGCCACCAAGCGCUUUGAGGCCAGCGAAGAGGCAACUCAGAGAGAGGAGGAGCAGGAAGAUGAUGGUGAUGAAGAUCUGCGAGACGGUGGAGUUCCUUUCUUUGUGAACCGAGGAGGGCUACCCAUUGAUGAGCCCACCUGGGAGAGAAUGUGGAGACACGUGGCCAAGAUCCACCCUGAGGGAGAAACGGUGGCUCAAAGGAUUCGAGGAGCCACAGACCUACCCAAGAUUCCCAUACCAAGUGUGCCUGCGCUCCAGCCGUCCACCCCCAUUCCUGAGCGCCUGGAAGCCAUACAGCGCUACAUCAAGGAGCUUCAGUACAAUCAUACUGGGACGCAGUUCUUUGAAAUUAAGAAGAGCAGACCUCUGACCGGGCUAAUGGACCUGGCCAAAGAAAUGACCAAAGAGGCCCUGCCAAUCAAAUGCCUGGAAGCUGUGAUCCUGGGAAUUUACCUCACCAACAACAUGCCCACACUGGAGCGUUUCCCCAUCAGCUUCAAAACUCACUUCUCAGGGAACUACUUCCGCCACAUUGUGCUGGGGGUGAACUUUGGGGGCCGCUAUGGGGCACUGGGCAUCAGCCGGCGGGAGGAGCUCAUGUACAAGGCGCCCACCUUCCGCACACUGAGUGAGCUGAUCUUCAACUACGAGGAGGCAUACCACCGCUGCUGGCACGUCCUCAAAAAGGUGAAGCUGGGCCAUUGUGUGUCCCAUGACCCACACAGUGUGGAGCAGAUUGAGUGGAAGCACUCCAUUUUGGACGUGGAAAAGCUGGGCCGUGAGGACUUCCGCAAGGAGCUCGAGAGACAUGCCCGGGACAUGAGGCUAAAGAUCGGCAAAGGAACAGGGCCACCAUCUCCCACGAAGGAUAGGAAGAAAGAUGUGUCCUCCCCACAGCGGGGCCAGUCCAGUCCGCACCGCCACAACAGCCGUGGGGAGAGGCGGCUGUCUGGUGAGAAGAAGCCUGCCGAAUCCAAAGCCAUGCCAGACCUCAAUGGUUAUCAAAUCCGGGUGUGAAGAGAGGCACACCUUGUGUGCCUGGCUCCAUCGACUCCUCGCUGGCCACACUUGAAACCAGGAUCACCUGUAGCAAGCUCAACAUGGGGAAGGGGAAGUGGGAGUGGAGGGCUGGUCUUCCAAGGUACUUCUAUCAGGCCUAUCUCUGAGCUGUAUCCUGGGGCUCAGAUGAGUCACCUGCCUGUCUUGGGAAGAACACUUUUUAAUUCAACAAAACAAGUUUAUAAGAGAA
Messenger RNA from Mauremys reevesii (Reeves's turtle), 2042 nucleotides. It is a transcript of the gene VASH1, whose product is annotated as vasohibin 1. The coding region runs from base 758 to 1810 and encodes 350 amino acids. NCBI's taxonomy places the organism in Eukaryota, Metazoa, Chordata, Testudines, Geoemydidae. The record is from RefSeq and is a predicted model, not a curated record. Gene Ontology annotation, cellular component: cytoplasm. The transcript is spliced from 7 exons. Gene Ontology annotation, biological process: regulation of angiogenesis.